Messenger RNA from Triticum dicoccoides, 420 nucleotides. Its product is annotated as ethylene-responsive transcription factor ERF104-like. The record is from RefSeq and is a predicted model, not a curated record. The transcript has a single exon. Gene Ontology annotation, biological process: ethylene-activated signaling pathway; regulation of DNA-templated transcription. Gene Ontology annotation, molecular function: DNA binding; DNA-binding transcription factor activity. NCBI's taxonomy places the organism in Eukaryota, Viridiplantae, Streptophyta, Magnoliopsida, Poales, Poaceae. The coding region runs from base 1 to 420 and encodes 139 amino acids.
AUGCCGCCGCGUUGCUGGGAAACUCGGGGAUACCGCGGCAUCCGCGCGCGCCCCUCUGGAGGCUUCUCCGCCGAGAUCCGGUUCUGCGGGAUGCGCCUCGACCUCGGCAAUUUUGACACCGCCAACAAGGCCGCCCGCGCGUACGACGCUGCGGCAUCGCGCCUCGGGUGGCCUCAUAGAACAUUGAACUUCCCCAACGUGCCGAUGCGGGAGCGGGCGCAAGAGCUCGUGCAUCUGCCGUUGCUUAUCACCGACAAGGAUCGUCGCGAUAACCGGAGGCGAGAGCACCGUCUCGGCAUCGCCAAGAUGGAUGAGGAAGCCAUAGUGUUGUGGCGCCAACGCUUCUCGCAGGACAUCCUCAACGAGCGUGAGUUCUACGCACAAAGGAGGGCGGAGAGGGAGAAGAGGAGGACCAAGUGA